ACCCCAAAACCCUAACUUUUUUUCAACCCAAGAUCAAAAAACCAAAAAUAAUGGCAAACCCAAAAGUUUUCUUUGACAUGACCGUCGGCGGCGCACCUGCCGGCCGGAUCGUGAUGGAGCUGUACGCCGACACGACACCCAAAACCGUCGAGAACUUCCGUGCACUCUGCACCGGCGAAAAAGGGAAAGGGGCAUCAGGAAAGCCACUUCACUUCAAAGGGUCAUCUUUUCACCGUGUGAUUCCUGGAUUUAUGUGUCAAGGGGGCGAUUUCACCAGAGGUAAUGGAACCGGUGGUGAAUCUAUUUAUGGAGCUAAGUUUGCUGAUGAGAACUUUGUUAAGAAACAUACUGGGCCAGGUAUUUUGUCUAUGGCUAAUGCUGGCCCAAAUACUAAUGGGUCACAGUUUUUUAUCUGUACUGAGAAGACUGCUUGGUUGGAUGGGAAACAUGUUGUUUUUGGACAAGUUUGUGAAGGAAUGGAAGUUGUGAGGGCUAUUGAGAAAGUUGGAUCUCAGAGUGGAAAGACUGCUAAGCCUGUUGUCAUUGCUGAUUGUGGUCAACUUUGAUUUGGUUGACUUUUUGGGUCAAUUGCAAUUUCAAUUUGUGUGGUUUUUCUCUUUCUUAUUUCUAUGUUUUUAUGACUUAUGAAGAAUCUACUAUGUUUGUGAUGGUUUCAUUGACUUGAUUGUUGAUGGGGUUGUCAUUAAGUUAUCUAAUGGUUUGGUUUUUAAAUAAAAUUUAGGUUCUCACUUCUAUCAUC
Molecule: messenger RNA, 760 nt
Organism: Erigeron canadensis
Lineage: Eukaryota; Viridiplantae; Streptophyta; Magnoliopsida; Asterales; Asteraceae
Product: peptidyl-prolyl cis-trans isomerase
Exons: 1
Coding region: 51-566 (171 amino acids)
Biological process (GO): protein folding; protein peptidyl-prolyl isomerization
Molecular function (GO): peptidyl-prolyl cis-trans isomerase activity
Source: RefSeq, a predicted model, not a curated record